Rotaria sordida is the source of this 462-nucleotide messenger RNA. The record is from the annotation of a GenBank genome assembly. NCBI's taxonomy places the organism in Eukaryota, Metazoa, Rotifera, Eurotatoria, Philodinida, Philodinidae.
AUGUUGAUUAAUUGUCAGUUAAAUCUUUAUGACACCGAUUGGAAAUUAAGAAAUUCAUCAUCAAUAUUUCCUUUGCAAUUUGAUUGUUUACAUUAUUUAGUACUUGACAAUAUCGUAAUCUAUGACGAUACAUUAAAUCAACCUCGUCAAACAAUUGUUUACUGUCAACGUCCAAGAGAUAAAAAUGAUCUUUCUCCGAUACUUAGUUUGAAUAAUAUACAAGGAAAAAAGUUUACAUUUGAAGAAUUACAAUCAUUGAAUACUACUAUUCAACAAUUACUCUCAUGGUCAACACCAAUCGAUCUUAUUGAACGUUAUCAAAUUUAUCUUGAUAAUGAUACUAGUCAAUUAAUAUCAAAAGGAUCUGAUAUAUUUUAUAAUUGUACUCCACCAUGGUUUGGAACUUUUUGUGAAUAUAGUUUUGAUAUAGGAUUUAAUUAUGUCGAUUGGAGAUAUUGUUAA